Molecule: messenger RNA, 2106 nt
Organism: Nothobranchius furzeri (turquoise killifish)
Lineage: Eukaryota; Metazoa; Chordata; Actinopteri; Cyprinodontiformes; Nothobranchiidae
Gene: septin2
Product: septin 2
Biological process (GO): regulation of exocytosis; cytoskeleton-dependent cytokinesis; intracellular protein localization
Cellular component (GO): cell division site; synaptic vesicle; septin complex
Molecular function (GO): molecular adaptor activity; GTPase activity; GTP binding
Source: RefSeq, a predicted model, not a curated record
GGUUAAACGCGUUGGUAACUGCUGUUCGCCGCUGAUGUGGCCCCGGCCAGCAGCGCGCAGCCUGCCUGCACCAGUGCAUUGUGGUCUGCGCUAAAGGAAGCUGCCGCACCGGAAUCUGAAGAAUUUGAAGUGUCCGCCAAGUCUGCUUUUCGCCGGCAGCUCGUCGUUUGUUUCUCUGUCUGUUCUCCAUCUCCACUAUUCUUUUCACGGACUAAGUGUUGAUCCAGGAGGGAAAUCAUGUCUCAGGCUGACAAAAUGAAGCAGGGACAGUUCACCAACCCUGAGACUCCAGGAUAUGUUGGAUUUGCAAAUCUUCCAAAUCAGGUUCAUCGUAAAUCGGUUAAGAAAGGCUUUGAGUUCACCCUCAUGGUCGUAGGUGAGUCUGGACUUGGAAAAUCCACCUUGAUCAACAGCCUCUUCCUGACCGACCUUUACCCAGAGAGGGUCAUCCUUGGGGCUGCAGAAAAGAUUGAGCGGACUGUUCAGAUCGAAGCAUCAACUGUAGAAAUAGAGGAGAGAGGAGUGAAGCUUCGUCUCACGGUUGUGGACACACCAGGAUACGGAGAUGCCAUCAACAGCCAAGACUGUUUCAGCACCAUCAUCAGUUACAUCGAUGACCAGUUUGAGCGCUACCUCCAUGAUGAAAGUGGCUUGAAUCGCAGACACAUUGUGGACAACAGAGUCCACUGCUGUUUCUACUUCAUCUCCCCUCUUGGACAUGGACUCAAACCGCUUGAUGUCCAGUUCAUGAAGGCAAUCCACAACAAGGUGAACGUGGUACCUGUCAUCGCCAAAGCCGACACCCUCACCCUCCGAGAGAGAGAGAGGCUGAAGCGCCGGAUCCUCGAUGAGAUUGAUGAGCACGGCAUCAAGAUCUACCACCUUCCUGAUGCUGAGUCAGAUGAAGACGAAGACUUUAAAGAGCAGACCAGGAUCCUCAAGGCUAGCAUCCCAUUUGCAGUGGUGGGAUCCAACCAGCAGAUUGAAGCCAAAGGAAAGAAGGUCAGAGGUCGUCUGUAUCCAUGGGGGGUGGUGGAGGUGGAGAACCCAGAGCAUAACGACUUCCUGAAGCUGCGGACUAUGCUGAUAACCCACAUGCAGGAUCUGCAGGAGGUGACCCAGGACCUGCACUACGAGAGCUUCCGAUCAGACCGUCUGAAGCGUGGUGGCAGGUUGUCCUCCCAUGGUUACAUUCUGCCUCUGUCUCCUGUAAAAGGACCAGAACCAGAGGAGACGGACAAGGACAUGAUCCUGCAGGAGAAGGAGGCUGAGCUCAGGCGAAUGCAGGAGAUGAUCGCCAAGAUGCAGGCCCAGAUUCAGAAGGGAGGAGAAGGAGAGGCAGAUGUGUGAGGUGUUUCCAGCACCUGAUCCAGUUUGACCAGAAAACCUGGAAAACUUCACGGCUUUGUUUUUCCGGCUCCACGUGGGAUCUGAAGUCCGUUUAUACGUUCAGUUAGCUUUAUAGUAUAUGAUAUGUACCAUUUUAUGAUGUAUUCUUUUGCAAACAUACUUACAAGAAGUCACAUGACCCUUCUGUAGUUUUAUUUCUGGGACGCUGUUACUUCUAUCUCACGCUGCUGCUUCUGGUUACUUGUUAGUUCUGUGAAGUUUUGUUGGGAGAGCCCGUUCUUUUGCCACGCCGUUGUUACCCAGAAGUCUUCCUGUUCACACGUACGCAGCCGCUGAUCCGGUCAGGUGAAAGGAAUUGUUGGUCGUCGUCCCUCUCCUGUCUCGUGUAGACCUCAUCUCACAUCAGUGUGAUGAUGUGAGACUGCCUUCUGAAGCGGCGAGCUCCUGAACUCGUUCGCUCUUUCAUAAACGAACGCGGGACAGAGUUGAAAGCUGAUGCCUGUGUGGUGCUUCACAUUUAUCAACUUUUCUUAUACUUAAGAUUAAUGCUGUGAGGAUUUUAACUCGAAAGUGUCCAAACUGCCGAGUCUGUUUUGGUUUCCGUGGUGAUGGAGGUGGACCAGGUUAGGUCAGAGUUUCCCACACCGACCACUUCUUCACAUUCCUGUUUGUGAUGUUUUUACCAACAAUGAAGUACCAAAUAUUGUUCGUAGUGCUUAUAUUAGAUGAAAAUGUUUAUUAAACUUUGAAUAACCA